GUCCCGAGGAUGGUACAUGCUUCGAUCCUAGUGAAGUAAUUGAUAAUGGAUACAGAUUUAAGUCUUCUUCCGAACUCAACACUCUGCCAUAUUUUGGUGUCUUUUCUUUAUAUGGAGGAGGGGGCUACGUAUUGGACAUAGGACCGAAACAAUCGUUGGUUACGUACUAUCUGACACAACUUAAGGCAAUAAAUUGGAUGGAUGUGUACACAAGGGCACUGUUUAUCGAUUCCUACGUCUUCAACGCUAAUACAAGGCUUCUGACUCGCCUAAAAGUGGUGUUCGAAAUAUCGGAGUACGGUUCCAUCGUAAUGACAACCAACCCGUACUCGUUCAAUAUCCUUCCAUAUGUUUCAACUUGGGAUUACAUUGUGUUAGCAUGUCAACUACUUUUUAUUGUUGCCUUAAUCUUAAGAAUAUUUGAAUUCAUCAAAAACAUCAUGAAAUUUCGCCUUGGCGCGUUAAAAAUGUUUGUCACCUGGUUGAGGUGUACAGAAAUCUGUUUAUCUAUAUCUUCGAUUGUGUGCUUUAUUUUGCGGAUUGAUCGAAGUCUUCAGGGUUUGGCGGAUACUUCAAACUAUUUAGGUAUAAAUGAUCUUUUGUUGUAUUGCUUGAAAUUGUUUUGUUUGUUUGUGCUUAACCGUCAACAGUUCUUGAUUUGUUUGUCUUUUGUCUUUACAGGAUCUCCCGUAUCCUUUGAGAACGCCAUCUUGUAUGACCAAGUCUAUAAGCAAACCCUGGCGGCUGUAAUGUUUAUCGUGUGGCUGGAUAUGCUAAAACCUCUCACAUUCAAUAGCCACCUUCAUAUUCUCUACUUCUCUCUCACAAAGGGAAGAAAAGAAAUGUUGUCAUUCAUGCUGUUUUUCCUCAUUGCGAUAUCAGCGUUUGCUUCCUAUCUGCAUAUAACUGAUGGAUAUGUAGUAUACGACUUUCGAAGUCCUAUCACAUCACUUUUAACAAUGCUGCAGAUUUUAUUAGCCAUGAUUUCUGUGAGGAAACAUCCAGAACUAUCAUCUCUUCAUUCUCAAAUUGUCAUUUCAGUGUUUGCAUUCGUUAUGACUUUUGUGUUUAUAAACUUUUUCAUUUCUAUGCUGAAUUGUUACUUUUCUAAUGGAAAAGAAAGCCUUACAAAGUCUGGUGACUUCUGUCAAGAAUUAAAUGAACAUUUUUGGAAAAGAGUCAACCAACUUUUCAGUAAAAUAUGGAAAAGUCUGACAUAUCAUAUUGCGCAGUCCCCAGCGAGCCCACUUUACCAAAUGAGGUCUAGUUAUGAAGAUAUUUAA
Molecule: messenger RNA, 1283 nt
Organism: Magallana angulata
Lineage: Eukaryota; Metazoa; Mollusca; Bivalvia; Ostreida; Ostreidae
Product: polycystin-2-like
Exons: 3
Coding region: 198-1283 (361 amino acids)
Biological process (GO): detection of mechanical stimulus
Cellular component (GO): membrane
Molecular function (GO): calcium channel activity
Source: RefSeq, a predicted model, not a curated record